UCUGUUUAAUAUUUAACAGUGGAAAUUAAGCAGAAGAUGAUUUAGCAGUACAAGUAACAGUGUGGAGAAGAACACGGUCUGCUGACUGCAGCAGGGCUUCUGCUUUUAAUAAUUUGUAAAGAAAAUGAAGUAUCACCUGGACCUGUGUUUAUUCCUUGCUGGUCUUUGUGCUGUAACACAGUGUCACCAUGGAAAUGUUUGCCAUGAGGUCAACAAUACAAAUCUACGUGAUGGAACAGAAAAUUUAUUAAAGCAUAACUGUCAAAAGCAAGGCUCCAGCUAUGCAGAUUUUGCAUUUAGAUUUUACAAGCAGGCCAUAUCAAAAGAAGCUGAUAAGAAUAUUUUCUUUUCUCCCAUGAGCAUCUCCACUGCCUUUGCCAUGUUAGCUGUCGGUGCUAAGUCAACCACCCUGACCCAAAUUUUUGAAGGACUGGGCUUUGACAAUCUGACUGAGACUCGCAUACGUGAUAUACACGAAAGUUUUCAUAAAGUUUUAGCAGUACUGAACUGUACUGAUGUUAACAUCACAUUAAAUAUAGGAAAUGCCCUUUUCCCAGCUAUUGGUUAUGAGCUACAGGAGCCAUUUUUACAAAAUAUUCAACAAUUUUAUGAUGCAGAUUUUUUUUCUACUGAUUUUCAUAAACCAGAAGAAGCAAAAUUGCAAAUCAACAACUAUGUAAAGGAGAAAACCCAGGGGAAAAUUCCUGAAUUAAUAGCUCAUCUUGAUGCAAAAACUAUACUGGUUCUUGUUAACUACAUUUAUUUUAAAGCUGCCUGGGAAAAGUCUUUUGAUUCUGCAGAUACCUACGAGGAUGAUUUUUUUGUGAAUCCAAAUGAAUGUGUUAGAGUUAACAUGAUGCAGCAUGAGAGCGACUACAACAGCUACUAUGACCGGGAUCUCUCUUGUGAGGUGAUAGAGCUGCCUUACAAGGGCUCUGCACAAGCAUUGCUCAUUCUGCCUGAUGAUGGAAAGAUGAAACAAGUGGAAAAUGCUCUUUCCAAGGAAACAGUUUGUAACUGGCUUAGCAAAUUUGAAAUCAGAAGAGUGCAUCUGCACUUACCAAGAAUUUCAAUUAGUGGAUCUUAUGAUGUCAAAGAUUUGUUCAAGGAAAUGGGCAUUACUGAAGUAUUCUCUAGUAAUGCUGACCUGUCUGGAAUUAGUGGCAGCCGAGCACUCCAGGUUUCACAAGCAAUUCAUAAGGCUUUGCUGGUACUUGAUGAGACUGGAACUGAGGCUGCAGGAGCCACAGCCAUAAUCCUUACCAAAGUUUCACUUUCUUCUAUUACCAUCAAAUUCAACAGACCUUUCAUUGUGCUGAUUUUUGACAAAGCAACCAGUACCACACUUUUCAUGGGGAAAAUUGUUGAUCCCACUAUGAAGUAAUUGCUGAGUUACUGGAAGUGUAUUUGGCAUGAGUUACAAUGGCAGCUGUGUUUGCACAUGUGGGCUGGUUAAUUCUGCUAUAACUUCCCUGGUUGAGAAAUACUCAGAAUUAAAUGAAGUAGUUCAGUAGCAAAUAGGUAAACAAACAAAAAAAAUAAAACACCAACAGCAAAAAAACAACAAAUGCGCAGUUUAAAAAUAUUUUAAUAUUAAUAUGUUAAUAUUAAAACAAUAUUAAAAUUAUAAUUGAAAUAUUAAUUAAAACAUUUUAAUAUUAAUAUUAUUAAUAACAUUUUCCACUGUUGAGUAAUUCGAGUUAUCAAUACUCUUUCCAUAUUUUCCUUGGAAGGGAGAUUCUUGUAGAGUUCUGUUGUUUCAAUAAAUGUUUUCUCUCUCUAAUCAGUUCUGUUCAGAUCACUUUCAGUUCUGAGUUAUUCAACACAAGCUUUGCUCCAGUGGGUAACAAGCCACUUAUAAUGAAGCUAUCUCUGUUCUUGGACUUACUGAUGAUCAGUAUUCACCAGAGCCAGUCCCCACAGAGUUCUUUCUCCUUUAUGUAUCUCUUUGCUGCCUAGAUAGUUGUCGUUAUCCUUCAAUCAAACUCUCUGUCAGAGUCAUUCUGAAAAGACUUUAACAACAAAAAAAGAAAAUUUCCAAGAGAACAGACUCAUUCUACUGUAGCACUGUCUUUUUGCUGUCCACAACAUCAUCAAAAAAAUAGUGAAAGACAGUGACAUUAAGUAUAAAUUGUCAAAGAAUUGUCCUGCAACAAUGUUGUCUAUGAACUGUUGCUAUGGCUAAUGAAUAAAAUAAACAUAUAUUUAAACCUA
Numida meleagris (helmeted guineafowl) is the source of this 2214-nucleotide messenger RNA. RefSeq names its product alpha-1-antiproteinase F-like. The transcript has 5 exons. Gene Ontology annotation, molecular function: serine-type endopeptidase inhibitor activity. Bases 125 to 1384 code for a protein of 419 amino acids. NCBI's taxonomy places the organism in Eukaryota, Metazoa, Chordata, Aves, Galliformes, Numididae. The record is from RefSeq and is a predicted model, not a curated record. Gene Ontology annotation, biological process: negative regulation of endopeptidase activity.